AUGACGGUAAGUCCGGCUAGCAGCACUCUCCGACCACUUCGCGGAGGACUGAUUUUUUUAACCUGACUAGAGCAACAUUCCUACGUCACUCAAGCACAUUAUGCAAGACGUCGGCACGGUCGUGCUUUUAUAUACUCUCUAUACCAGUUUUUGUGGAGCAAGAGAUCAAAGUUGCCUUUUUUUAAAAACGUCUGAACGAAAUUGACAACUGGGCUCAUAGUUCUAGGUAUAGGACUCGGCAUGGUAAUAUUUAAAGUUUCGAGGAGGACACAAAGCUGUUUUCUCUUAAAUGACCUUGAAUCCCCUUGAAAGGCCCACAGCUUUGCAUAAUUGGAAUUCUACAAGAGAAUCGGAGAAUAGCAGUGUUUACGUCUGAGAAUCAGGGAAAAUAUUUUUGGUGCUAAAAGUACACUUACAAAACUUGGGAAAUAUCUGUCGAAGUCCUUGAAUAUGUAUGCAGGCUUCAAGCAACUACACGUCCAGUGAAGUGAACGGGCUAUGCUCUCUGACGUAACAUUUUUGCUUCCAUUAUAGACAAAAAGGUUCAAAACUCUGGCCCUUGAUCGUCAAAUAAGAAUAUCUGAUUUGUCUAUAAAAGAUAAAGUUUCACGCAUUCACCUCAUCCAGUGUUUAGAAUAUGUACGGACAGGUAGCCGAUCUAAACAGCCGCAAAAUCACUUGACGACGGCAGAUACUGUCUCCCCUGAAUUCACCCCUUCCUUAAUUUUAUGCAGCACUUUUUUGUUUUGCCUAGUUGCAGUUCGCAAAAAGCGACGUUUAGCUGAGAAUUAUUGCUCCCACCUCUCGGUGUCGAACAAUGUUGUUGGUGGGAUGAACAGUCUCACGGAUUUUUCAUAUUCAUAUAUUAAUUCAUAUUCAUAUUAAUCCUUACUCACCUAACCCAGAGAGUAUCUAUAUAGACUUAAUUUUUUACCGUCGUUUUUGCAGGAAAGGAGACUUUUAUAAAGAUUAAUAUUUCAACUAACAGAAAGGGUAGUUACCUUCCGGAUUUCUAGAUAAGACAAAAUAUACCUCGUAAUAUGCUGCUAUAGAACGUGCUUGGAGCUGUCAUGAAAAAUCCACUAAAAUUAAGUGACCUAAGUGUUCUGAAUUCAUUUUAGCCUGCAUAUUUCGUAUCAACAACGUCUUACGACAAACGCACUCGUACCGGUCUUCUCUGGUGUGAUUACUUAGCUUUGCAUAAGAUUAAAAGCCCCCUGGGGACUACAUAGGUUAUUCAAAUAGGCAUGCUUUCCAGUAGAAAAAAAUAUGUACCUCUUUGUAUGGCAUAUCUUGCGCCUGAAAUGCAACCUAUGCACUUCAAAAUGAAGUAUAUUAGCUCAUCUUAUUGCUAGCUGGUAAACGCCAUAGUGCUUACUAGUAUGGGCUGAGUUGGCAUGUUCAGUAUGCAUAUGAAAUGAAGAGUGUAUGGAGCCAAUCUCCUCGGAAAAUAUUGCAGUAUUUUGUUUUUUUCAGGCUUUUGGCCUCCAGCGUUAUCAAUGGUACUUAUAAAGAAAAGAUUAAAUGUUUUUAUGUUUGUGAUAGAAAAAAACAGGCGUCUCCUAUUUUACUAGAGCAGCUUUAUAUGUGCUUACAUAUAUGUGCACAUAUCUUCAUGAUUAUAAAUAAGUAAAAAUUUAGCAUCACCAAAAAGACCAUCGGGCAUUCAUCAUGAAUUCUCUGCCUUAUUAAGACCUAGAUUUUCCGUUGUUGUUAUCCAACAAUGAGCCUUUUUCAGGCACCUAAGUCGGUUAAAAUCUGUUUUCUACAUUUUAGCCGAUUCUUCUAUUGUCACUGUGUAUCGUUGCUUCCCUGGGACAUGAAAACUGUAAGUUAAUAUUUUUGCAAACUAAUUAUCCUUAUUUUUUCGUCAAAAACGUCAAAAAGUCAUUGUUUCCCCAACGGGCAGUGAAAUUUGUUUGAACGAAUUGAAGUUUAUGAGACCGCAAGGAGGACGGCUAUGGCCUAUUUGUGUCGGUAAAAUCCCCACAUCGAGUAGGACAGGCCUAAUGGUUGAAGUCGGGUCGGUCUUUUGUAGGGCAUUUGAGUCAGAUGGACUGGAGACUCAGGUCUGCUUACUCAAAGAGCGGCUGUUCACUGUAUCCUUCAUAUCGGAGGAGCGGCUGACAAGGGUCGUGCAGACUGGAAGAGCAACCGCCUCAGGCUUACUUAUCACAUGUAUCGAUCCGUGGUUUGAUUGGCCAAUAGGGCCACUAACAAGACAGCAUCGGCUGCUGUCCCAGUCUAGAGGCCCCUUGUGCGUCACAUAGGGGCAUAUAGGCAUCUGGCUUUCUGGCAAAUAGUUUCAGAACGCAGCUCUAGCAUUCAAAAGAAGCAGCAAGAUUGGUGUUGGCCAAUUCCAGAAGUGGCUCAAAAAUAUAUUAUGCUACUAAUUUCUCAAAUAAAUUGGGUAAUGACUUAGAGGGAGGAAUAAGCCAUUUUAAAAUCAUACCUCAUUAGGAAAAAAAGUUGAAACAUGGGACUGGACUUUUAGAUAGAAUUUACGUUUGGAUUUUGACCGGUGAACCUAACGCCCACUGACUAGAGAAUUCCAGUUUCAGUCUCAGCUCAUAUAAAUUUGACGCUGAGUAUGUCUGACUGACGAUGGUUAAAAGUCCGAAAUCGCCAUACCAAUUUCCGUUACCCUUGUUAGUACUCCCUCCGCGUAUAUUUCGGUAGCCCUUAACAGUUCCUUCCACCGGACUAGAAAACGCAUGGUCAAGGGACACGAUGAAGUCCAUGGCUUGCCAGUUAAUCCUAUUUUUCAUAUACCGAGUACGGUGGGUAUAAGAUUUCUCCGUAGUCGAUUGUUCCCUGCCUGUACCAACAGAACAUUGUGUUGAAUAAUCUUUGCUUAUAUGUACAUUAUGGAAUGGUCGCUCACCGGUAAGGUUACUGGCCAUGUUCGUCCUGCAGGCUGUCGCAAAACGAUCAGUGAUGAUGCAGGGAAGAGUACUGACGAAGACAAGAGUGGCUGGGAUGGCAAUUUUUGACUUAUUAACCGGUAAGGAUCGGGUGAACGACUCCAAAAAAAUAAGAAAAAAAAACACACACGACCAACCAAAGGUGCCUCUCUUACGGGAAAAGGUGGUCAAAAGGGUUUUACCGUCGGGACCUAUGUAUGCAUAUAGGAAUGGCAAAAUAAGUAUAGAUAAUUGGUAAAUCCCUUUUUGGAGGGAAAAGUUUUAAUGAAUUGACAUAUAUCAACCGAAAUUAAGCAGGACAAUUAGAGAAAUGAACAUUAAGUGUCUACAACGAUCGCUUUUCAAAUCUCUGAGCUGAGGUCAUUGCAGAUAAGGCACCAGGUCGUCUAUAACAGACGAGGAAACACCAAACCAAAAUAACCCUGUCGGACUAAAACAUACUUAAGUAAAUAAAGUAGGUAUUUUUGUAUGCCACAGAUGCUUGGUUGCGUUUACCCGAUCCUUACCCAUUAGCCUUCGUCAGACAGCCAUGCCCAGCCCCAAGUGUGCGUUAUUUAGACACCAACUUGGAUUAUUUAAUAAUUGGGCGUUCAUUGUUCCAACGUUUCGCAAUCAAGCAAUUGACUCGCUGUCUGGCGAGCUGCUAUCGGGCAUAAUAACUAUCGUGAGACGGCUGUUCGCCAAUAGGGUUAUCAAACAGGCUCGCCCCUGUCGCAACCGACUGGGUAAUUAGCCAAAGCUUCGCUGUAGAGAAUUGGACCUAAUGUUCCUUGACCAUGGAGUCCGGGUUCAAAUCUCACCUUGUUUAGACCCCGAGUUACUUAUGACUGACCAUCCGAGCCGAUCUAGUCAUUGUCUGUCUUCUUCACUGUUUAUAUGUACAUUUCUACGAUUUCGCUGACUGAACGCGCCUUUUCAAACCCCCUAUAGUUGACUACGAUGCCUACGAGGAAGUGGACGAUGAUUUUGACGUCUCACCGCACCGUCGCGGUGGCGGUCAUCCGGGAGGCUGGGGCGGACAUGAACCAGAUCAUGACUACGGAAGAUCACAUUAUCCUGACGAGGAACAUCAUGAAAGGAAGAAGGAGCAUUCGCCCCUAGUACUACGUCCAGCGUCUGGCCAUGCGCACAAAUCCAUGGGCCAUCAAACACGUCCGGGAAGGCAUUCCCACCUUCGCAGCCAACGAGCUAAGGACCCCCGCUACCGGGAGGGACUGAAUGAUCUGGCUGGGCUGAUGUGA
This is a messenger RNA of Spirometra erinaceieuropaei, 4165 nucleotides long. Lineage: Eukaryota; Metazoa; Platyhelminthes; Cestoda; Diphyllobothriidea; Diphyllobothriidae. The record is from the annotation of a GenBank genome assembly.